Molecule: messenger RNA, 734 nt
Organism: Peromyscus leucopus (white-footed mouse)
Lineage: Eukaryota; Metazoa; Chordata; Mammalia; Rodentia; Cricetidae
Product: histone H3-like
Exons: 3
Coding region: 35-691 (218 amino acids)
Cellular component (GO): nucleosome
Molecular function (GO): protein heterodimerization activity; DNA binding; structural constituent of chromatin
Source: RefSeq, a predicted model, not a curated record
UCGUAGUGUCUACUGUUUUCCCUUUGCUGCACUUAUGGCUCGUACCAAGCAGACGGCCCGCAAGUCCACCGGCGGCAAGGCCCCGCGCAAGCAGCUGGCCACCAAGGCCGCCCGCAAGAGCGCCCCGGCCACCGGCGGCGUGAAGAAGCCGCACCGCUACCGGCCCGGCACCGUGGCGCUGCGCGAGAUCCGGCGCUACCAGAAGUCGACCGAGCUGCUGAUCCGCAAGCUGCCGUUCCAGCGCCUGGUGCGCGAGAUCGCGCAGGACUUCAAGACCGACCUGCGCUUCCAGAGCUCGGCCGUGAUGGCGCUGCAGGAGGCCAGCGAGGCCUACCUGGUGGGUCUGUUCGAGGACACCAACCUCCAGAUAGUGUUAGCCAUGUCUGGUCGCGGCAAAGGCGGGAAGGGCCUGGGCAAGGGCGGCGCCAAGCGCCACCGCAAAGUCCUGCGCGACAACAUCCAGGGCAUCACCAAGCCCGCCAUCCGCCGCCUGGCCCGGCGCGGCGGCGUCAAGCGCAUCUCCGGCCUCAUCUACGAGGAGACCCGCGGGGUGCUGAAGGUCUUCCUGGAGAACGUGAUCCGCGACGCCGUCACCUACACGGAGCACGCCAAGCGCAAGACCGUCACGGCCAUGGACGUGGUCUACGCGCUCAAGCGCCAGGGACGCACGCUCUACGGCUUCGGCGGCUAAGCAUGGCUGCGUUUUCCUCCAGUGUCGUAAAAGGCCCUUUUCA